AUGCUUAUCAAGCCUUUGACCGGAGAGUACAAUCUCAAGCUGCGUCCUCACCAGAUUGAUGGUCCCACCUCUCCACGUGAAUUUGCUCACUGGAACAUGGCUAUGCGUAAAUGGCGUCGCGAACAAUCCGAAAAGGCUCCAAAAGAUGAUAUUACGGCUGGUCAUGAUGUACCAUCUCUGGAGUGGGUAACAGCCAGCUAUGUUCAGCCACAUGUAAUGGCUCACGAUCUGUUCUUGUACGAUUACAAGACCAACACAUACACCGUUGACCGCUUUUUGAAAGAUACCGAAGAGCGUUAUGGUCAAAUAGACUCUGUUGUUAUUUGGCCCUCAGUCCCCAACAUGGGAUGUGACAGUCGUAACACAGAAGACUUUUUCCGGUGCCUUCCCGGAGGUACAUUUGGAACCCGUGGUUUAGUCGAACAGUUCCACAAGAAAGGUAUCAAGGUUCUCUUACCUGUCCUUGCUUGGGAUAAUGGCACCAGAGACCCUCAAGCUGCCUGGAGUUAUAUCCUUCCAAGACUCUUUAAGGAGUACAAUGUGGAUGGCAUGUCCAGCGAUGUUUCGUUUAUCACGCAAGAUUACUGGCUCAAUUCGCUUGCAAUUGGCCACCCACUUGUGCUUCAAGCUACAGCACACUCUUCCGAGUCAAUGAGCCGAGGCCCGGAUGAAGAUGACACAGCCAUCCUGCGCUAUAACACUAUGGAUAUGGCCAAAUAUGACACUAAGCUCCGUGUGCCUACUAUUGCAUCCCGUAAAUAUUUUGAGCCCAAACAUAUGACACACUCUAUGGAUCGUUGGUCCCGUAACAAGACAGAAUUGAUUCAGCAUGCAUUCUUCAAUGGUAUUGGUAUUGAAACAUGGGAAAACAUCUUUGGUACCUGGAACCAGAUGAGCCCCCGUGAUGGUGAGGCACUUCGCCGCACUUCUGGUAUCCUUCGUGCUUUUGGCCCAACCUUCUUCAGCUCUCCUGAAUGGGAACCUCACUCGCCUUGCAUCAACUACAAGAAUGUGUUUAGCAGUCGCUGGCGCUCAUCUACCACACCCGAACAGGUCCUCUGGACAUUCGUCAACCGAGGUCCCUUCCAGGUGACCGGCCAUCAGAUUGUGGUAGCCUACCAGAUCGGCUAUCAGUUCUACGAUGUCUGGCACGGUCAAGAAAUCUAUCCUUCCAAUGUUGUCGAUGGCUUGGCUACCCUGAGCUUUGAUAUCGAACCCAAGGGUUACGGUUGCAUCUUUGUAUCGCCAGACAUGGUACAAUUACCCCAUGAGUUUGAAGUCUUCUUGAAAUUCAUGGCCGAACGCUCCAAGAUCCCUCUCCAGCGGUAUCCUAUUUCCAGCUCUAUCCUCUGGCAAGAACUCGACGAGGUUACUGUAUCACCAAUUUCCAGUGAAGCUCCACCCUUCAUGGUUCGCAUUGAUGGUGACCACUUUGAAUUCCGUAUCAAUGGUCGUGAACCUCAUCCUCCAGGAUCAGAAUAUCCUGGUGUUGACAUUAAGUAUCCUUGGGAAUUUGAACCGACCCGAGUUCAUCACCCUCACCAAAUAAAGAUGAGAUCGUUUUAUAUGGAUAUCUAUCCUGUAACAGAGAAACAGUUCAAGGAAUUCUUGGACGACUCAAAGUAUCAACCUGCUGACCCCACAAACUUCCUCAAGCACUGGGUUGAAGGAAAUUACCCCUGUGAUAACGGAAACAAGCCUGUUACUCACGUCUCGAUUGAAGAUGCCCGUGCUUAUGCCAAAUGGGCUGGAAAACGCUUGCCUCACGAAUGGGAGUGGCAGUACGUGGCUCAAGGUGGUGUUGAAUACCGCGCUUAUCCUUGGGGUGAGUGCUGGGAUGAAACCAAAGUACCAGAACCCUACACUGGCCGUGACCGUCUCUAUCCUAAUCAUCCUGCUGCCGAUGUGGACACCCAUAUCCAAGGCCGUUCAGUGUUUGGUGUCUAUGAUUUGGUUGGCAAUGUGUGGGAGUGGACAGACGUCUAUGUUGAUGAGCACACCCGCGCUGCUGUUAUCCGUGGUGGAUCUUACUACAAGCCCCAGUACAGCGAUAAAUACUUCCCUCAGGCCUAUAGAAAUGACGAGCAUGGCAAAUACUUGCUUAUGUCACCCUCUCUUGAUCGUUCGGCCGCUAUCGGAUUCCGAUGUGUCAAGGACACAGAAGAAAGUGCCGCUGUGUACGGAAACUGUCCUUGGUAUGGUCAGGAAGAUUAA
This is a messenger RNA of Phycomyces blakesleeanus NRRL 1555(-), 2214 nucleotides long. RefSeq lists its product as hypothetical. The transcript has 14 exons. The coding region runs from base 1 to 2214 and encodes 737 amino acids. The record is from RefSeq and is a predicted model, not a curated record. NCBI's taxonomy places the organism in Eukaryota, Fungi, Mucoromycota, Mucoromycetes, Mucorales, Phycomycetaceae.